AUGUCCAGGCUGUCAGGGGGCGGUGUUUCCAAUGAUGUCACCCGCUUCCUGUCCACGGGGGCGGUGCCAGGCUCACCCACUUCCUCUACCCCCACUGGCCACGUAUUCUCCGCCUCCAGCCAGGCUGAUUGGGCGGCAAAGAGGCUCGUCUGGGUUCCAUCCGAGAAGCACGGCUUUGAGUCUGCCAGUAUCCGUGAGGAGCGUGGGGAUGAGGUGGAGGUGGAGCUAACAGACAGCCAGAGGAAGCUGACCCUGUCCAGAGAGGAGGUCCAGAGGAUGAAUCCUCCCAGGUUCAGUAAGGUGGAGGACAUGGCUGACCUCACCUGUCUCAACGAAGCCUCCGUCCUACACAACCUCAGAGAGAGAUACUACUCUGGCUUGAUAUACACAUACUCGGGCCUGUUCUGUGUGGUGAUCAACCCCUAUAAGAACCUGCCCAUCUACACAGAGUCUAUAGUGGAGAUGUACCGAGGGAAGAAACGCCAUGAGAUGCCCCCUCACAUCUACGCUAUAUCAGAGGCUGCCUACCGCAGCAUGCUACAAGACAGAGAAGAUCAAUCUAUCCUCUGCACCGGCGAGUCUGGCGCAGGGAAGACAGAGAACACUAAGAAAGUCAUCCAGUAUCUGGCUCAUGUGGCCUCGUCCCAUAAGACUGGAACUCUGGGUAGAAACAAGGAGGCCUCACAGGUAAACUGGGGAAGGGGGGAGGAAGAAGAGACUAUAUGGAGGAAAUGGGGGAGAGGAGGGGGAAAUGGGGGAGAGGAGGAGCUUGGUCAGAAGACAAAGACAGAGAAGGGGAAGAAGAUGUGA
Molecule: messenger RNA, 810 nt
Organism: Salvelinus namaycush (lake trout)
Lineage: Eukaryota; Metazoa; Chordata; Actinopteri; Salmoniformes; Salmonidae
Product: myosin-10-like
Exons: 5
Coding region: 1-810 (269 amino acids)
Biological process (GO): vesicle transport along actin filament; actin filament organization
Cellular component (GO): actin cytoskeleton; cytoplasm; myosin complex
Molecular function (GO): microfilament motor activity; actin filament binding; ATP binding
Source: RefSeq, a predicted model, not a curated record